CCGCCCUCUUCCCUCGCCCUCGGGGUCGCCGCCGCCGCCGUUGCGCGCCUUCGCCGUUUCCCAACUCCCUCCCAGCCGCCGCGUUUGUGCGCGCAGGAGACGGAGGCCGCCGCCACCCUCUCUCUUCCCCCUCCGUGGUGCGUGCAGCUGGCUUCCAUAGGGCAGACCCAGUUUGCCUCGAUCCCUCCUUCCCUUACUCUGCCUCUUUCUCUCCCUCUCCAUUGGAGAACUCGCGUGUGACCUUUGUUGCCGUUGCGCUUUGCCUCAGCCUUCAGGGCUGCUUGGCCUGCCUCCAUCUCCCGGGCCUGUUUCCCUCCCUCCAGCAGUUCUGGCCCUCUUUCCUUCUCUCUCUCUCUUUCUCCCCCUUCCUUAAACACCUGCUGCUGCUCAGAGGAGCUUUUAGUUUUUUCUCCCCCCACCCCCAUUGCCCCCAAACAGUGAGGCUUAGGAUCUGUUUUAAGAGUUGGAAAGUGAAUGUUAUUUUGCUCGCUUUGCUGGCAAGGCUGCCCACAACUCUCUCUCCCCCCCCAUCAUUUCCUUUUGAAACCCCUCGUUUUUUAUAAACAACAACAACAACAGGCCUCUAAAUAGGUUUUUAUUUGGAUGAGAUGAAAGUGACGGUUUGCUUUGGCAAGACGGGGAUUGUGGUUCCCUGUAAAGAUGGACAGAUCCCGGUUAGAGACUUAACACAGCAGGCUCUCCAGAGAUACCUGAGAACCAAAGAAAAGGAUCCUUCGUAUUGGGUGAAUAUUCACCAUCUGGAAUACACAGAUGGAGGAAUCCUGGACCCAGAUGACAUCCUGGCAGAUGUUGUGGAAGACAAAGAUAAGUUGAUUGCUGUGUACGACGAGCAAGAGUCCGUCUCCAAGUCUGAGGACGCCAGUGCUAGUUUGACAAAUGGAAACAGCCCUGAUGCUUUCGAGACGGAUGUAGCUGCCCAGCUGGCUGCAUUUCAGCCAAUCAGAGGAGAGAUUGAAGUGACACCCUCCGCUUUGAGACUAGGGACACCACUUUUGGUGAGAAGGAGCAGUGAUCCAGCCUUAGGCCCACCUGUUGAAUUUGCUGCUGGAGCUUUGAAUGCCAAUGAACAUGUUCUGAAGACAUCUGUGACAGGUUUGACCCACUCGUCUUCAGAAGAUUGGGAUCUUGCUGCACACAGCGAAGUGCUGGCGUCUCAGAAAACAAAAUUCAUUUUCAAUGGUGUGACAAGAGCGGUAGAGAUUUCUGGGGAAGGCGGGCCGCUGGGGAUCCAUGUGGUACCAUAUCUUUCAUCAUUAAGCGGAAGGAUACUCGGGCUUUAUAUCCGUGGCAUUGAGGAGAACAGCCGAACUAAGAGGGAUGGACUUUUACUUGAAAAUGAGUGUAUUGUGAAAAUUAACGACACAGAACUUGCAGAUAAAACCUUUGCACAAGCGCAAGAUAUCUUUCGGCUAGCCAUGAAAUACCAGACUAUCGUCUUGGAAGUGGUUCCUCCGCACAGCCGUGAACAAUAUGAAAAGUCCGCCAUCGCACCUUUAUAUCCAGCAGAUAACGCGGAACAUGUUUCGAGAGCAAAGGUUCCACCUCCCAUCUAUGCAAAGCCAAUGACAAGGGAAGUGGACUUGUCCGGAACAAACCACUUGGAGUCGGGGGUGCAUCCUGCCAAGAGUCCCAACUUUUCAAGAGUUAGUAGGAAGCCAUCAUCACCCACCUUAUCGCCCCUGAUGGGUUUUGGCAGCAAGAAGAAUGCAAAACGGAUAAGGAUAGAUCUCAAGAAAGGGCCUGAAGGACUUGGUUUCACUGUGGUUACCAGAGACUCCUCAGUUCAUGGUCCAGGUCCUAUAUUUGUGAAAAGCAUUUUACCUCGUGGCGCAGCAGUUAAAGAUGGCCGCUUGCAGUCAGGAGACAGAAUACUGGAGGUGAAUGGCAGAGACAUCACUGGCAGAACCCAGGAGGAGCUUGUCAGUAUGCUGAGGACCACAAAGCAAGGAGAGAUCGUCUCCCUCACCAUCGCUCGCCAGGAGGAAAGUUUUCUGCCCAGAGAACUGAAAGGAGAACCCUACUGCAGCGCUCUUUCGCUUGACACCACAGAGCAAUUGACCUUUGAGAUCCCUCUGAAUGACUCGGGUUCGGCCGGACUUGGUGUGAGCUUAAAGGGCAACAAAUCUCGAGAGACUGGGGCUGACCUGGGGAUCUUCAUCAAAUCCAUCAUCCACGGAGGUGCUGCUUACAAGGAUGGACGGCUGCGAAUAAAUGACCAGCUGAUUGCAGUGAAUGGGGAAUCCCUGCUUGGAAAAUCCAACCAUGAAGCUAUGGAGACCUUGAGGCGUUCUAUGUCCAUGGAAGGAAACAUUCGUGGGAUGAUCCAGCUAGUGGUUCUCAGAAGGCUGGACAGGCAAACAGAAGCAGAGACUGCUGGACCAUUUCCAAAACUGGAUCUUGAGGGAAACGUUAAUUUUACAACCAUUCCGAGACGGAGUGAUGCUGCUGUCCAGUGUUUUGUAUCAUGCUGCCCUCAGGAGAGGUUGAAAGAGCUUUAUACAUCUGAGAGUGGCGUUGCUGAAAAUGAAAUCCCACCCCCUUUGCCUCCACAUCCUUCUGAUGAGCUGCUUGCAGAUUAUAAUCAAAGCUCAGUCGCAGAUUCAGCAACAUACUUACGAGAUCAGCACAUCAACUUCAGAUCUUUGACACUGGCCAAGCAGACAGAAUCAAUUAAUCUGAAAGCCUCCAAAAGCAUGGAUCUUGUGCCAGAUGAAAGCAAUGUUUGCUUGUUGACUGAACAUAAACUAGCGUCUUCUGGAAAGGAUAUUGGUCCCACCCUGGGUUUAAAGAAGUCAAGCUCACUAGAGAGUCUUCAGACUGCUGUUGCUGAAGUGAAAAAGAAUGAGCUUCCAUUCUAUAGGCCCAGGCCUCACAUGGUUCGUGGCAGAGGAUGCAAUGAGAGUUUUCGAGCUGCUAUUGACAAAUCUUAUGAUGGACCUGAAGAUAUGGCAGAAGAUGGUCCGUCUGAUAAAAGCUCUCUCUCGGAUCAGGAAGCUCAUAACUUUGAAUCAGCCCUUCACAUGAAGGUUGAGUUAGAGGAUGUGGAAGCCAAGGCGAAGAAACACAAGAAGGCAAAAGAAAAAAUGAAAGAUAAGAAUAAAAAAGCAAAUCUGAAGCUCAAAUCUAAAGCGAAAGAAAAGGACAAGAAGGAAGACAAUGAAGAUCCAGAAAGAAAAACAAAGAAGAAAGGUUUGGGUGCCAUGUUGAGGUUUGGCAAGAAAAAAGAAGAGAAAGGUGCCAAAGGUGAUCAGAAGGGAAACUCCAAGCAUGGCACCCUCAGAGAAGAGGACCUGGAAAAGAUGAAGGAGGAGAGGGAGAGGAUUGGUGCGAAACACCAGGAGCUGCGGCAGAAGCAGGCCAGGGGGCUUGCCGAGUAUUCCCCUGGCCCCGUGGGCCCUCCGCCUGAUAUUGACGACGACGAGACAGACCCCAAUUACGCACAAGUCAAUCACUUCCGAGAAAUGUACCCACCUGCCAGCGCUUACAGGCCGUCUUCUCCACCUGUGUCGGAAAACUUUGGGUGUGACAGCCCUCCAGUGCCAGUGGACAGGGACCACCUUGAAGGACUGUAUGCGAGGAUAAACAAGCCGUCUCAUCAGCCUGCUCCUGUGGAGAGUGACCAUCCACCUGUUGGAACUGCAGACCGCAUCCAGAAGUUACGGAAGGAGUACCAUCAAGCAAGACGAGAAGGCUUACCUUUUUACGACGAAGAGGAGGGCAGAGGAAGACCAUCUGAUUAUGAUCAGCACUGGGUGCCUGGAAAAACUCCAGAUGGGACUUCGCACCAUCUCCAGUUUGAGGGAAGAGAAAGACAAUAUGCCUCCUUACCCAGGUAACUUCUGUUUUAGAUUUAC
Podarcis muralis (Common wall lizard) is the source of this 3875-nucleotide messenger RNA. The record is from RefSeq and is a predicted model, not a curated record. NCBI's taxonomy places the organism in Eukaryota, Metazoa, Chordata, Lepidosauria, Squamata, Lacertidae.